Messenger RNA from Pipra filicauda (Wire-tailed manakin), 1199 nucleotides. RefSeq names its product interleukin 12B (gene IL12B). Gene Ontology annotation, biological process: immunoglobulin mediated immune response; cytokine-mediated signaling pathway. Gene Ontology annotation, cellular component: external side of plasma membrane. The record is from RefSeq and is a predicted model, not a curated record. Lineage: Eukaryota; Metazoa; Chordata; Aves; Passeriformes; Pipridae. The coding region runs from base 1 to 948 and encodes 315 amino acids. Gene Ontology annotation, molecular function: protein binding; cytokine receptor activity. The transcript has 7 exons.
AUGCCUCACCUGCUCUGUGCCUUACUUUCACUGUUUUCCUUUGCUGCCCUACUGGAAGCUGUGCAGUGGAAACUUCAGGAAAAUGUGUAUGUCAUAGAAUCUGAGUGGAAUGCUGAGACACCAGCUACGAGAGUGGAGCUCACCUGUAACUCACCCAAUGAAGCAGUUUACUGGAAAAAGGACUCUGAAUGGAAAGGAAAGGGAAAGACUCUGAUUGCUGAAGUGAAGGAGUUCCCAGAUGCUGGAAACUACACCUGUCUGGCGGAGAAUACCCAUGAAAUCCUCAGCUAUAAUUUCUUCCUCAUAAGCAAAAUCGACUCCAACGGGCAAAUGAUAAGGUCGAUUCUGAAAAGCUUUAAAGAGCCAAAGCGGACGUUUUUAAAAUGUGAGGCAAAGAACUACUCUGGAAUUUUCAUGUGUUCAUGGAUGACAGAAAAUGAGAAUCCAAAUGUGAAGUUCACCAUCAAAAGUCUAAAAGGCCCUCAGGGAGAUGUGACCUGCAGCAGCCCUGUGGCUCACACCGAUGGAUCAGUGACCAAAUACACGUCCCAGUGCCGCAAAGAAAACUACUGUCCCUUUGCUGAAGAGCACCAGCCCACUGACAUGUUCCUGGAGGUCAUCGAUGAGGUGGAAUAUGAGAACUACACCAGCAGCUUCUUCAUCAGAGAUAUCAUAAAACCUGACCCACCCCAAUGUCAGUAUGUGGCCACAAAUGGAAUGGUGACUUGGGAAUAUCCUAAAACAUGGAGCACCCCAAAGUCCUACUUCCCUUUGACUUUUAAGGUCAAAGUUAAAAGCGCGAAGAAACGCAAAAACCAGGUCGUCUAUGUUACUGAUGAACAGUCAUUCCACCUUCCAAACACUGGGCCGAAGGAUGAGAUUUCCGUGCAGGCCAGGGAUCGUUACUACCACUCAUCCUGGAGUGAGUGGUCUUCACUCUGCAGAUAACUAGUAAGAGAUUCCAGGAGGAUGGCACAAUACUCCUAAAGAAAGCAAAGAAUGAACCAGCACAAGAAUAUAAGCACAAUUUGAAGAAAAAUCUGCAUUUGAGAUUAUUAAGAAGUCAUAACAUCUUUUUUUUGUAAGAUAUGAAUAUGUUCCUGAUUUUGGCAGCUCUUAAAUUCCCCAGAUAUGAGUAACACCUUUAGCAUACAUCAUGUUAUAUUAACAUGAAUUUGAUGCGUUGCUGUCAGCUAUUA